This is a messenger RNA of Pyrus x bretschneideri (Chinese white pear), 1713 nucleotides long. Its product is annotated as trihelix transcription factor GT-1-like. Bases 374 to 1525 code for a protein of 383 amino acids. The transcript has 5 exons. The record is from RefSeq and is a predicted model, not a curated record. NCBI's taxonomy places the organism in Eukaryota, Viridiplantae, Streptophyta, Magnoliopsida, Rosales, Rosaceae.
ACGACGUCGUUUUACUAAAAGCGGCUGCAAACGCUGCGAUUAAAGUUCGGAACUUUGAGUAGCUCGUUAACCGGAGAGAGAGAGGAGAGAGGAGAGAGCGCUGAACUCUUUCUUCUUUCUUCGCUAAUCAAAAGACAAAAGCUUUAAAUUCAAGCACUUUCCUCCCCUCUCUGUAGCUUCUCUCUACUUUCUCUCUCUGUCUCUGAGCUGAGAGAACCCCAAAACUCACCGACUGCAAAAAGUAACAAAAAUGUGUUAGUUCUGCUGCUGAUAAGUACUUCACUUUCUUCUUCUCCUUCUCCCCACUAUCUGUCUGAGUCGGAAUCGGACCCACAGUCAUAACUCUCUCCCCUUUAAUUUCCACACCCACGGCAUGUACUUGUUGGAGAAGCCUCAACCAAUUGAUUUCUACAAGGGCAGUCGGGACAUGAUGAUGGAGGUGGUCGUUUCAAACGAGGAACUCUCCCAAUCCCAAUCUCAAGCUCAUCUCCACCCACCGCAGCCGCAGCAGCAGAUGCUGAUGGGGGACAGCAGUGGGGAGGACCACGAAGUGAGGGCGCCGAAGAAGCGAGCUGAGACUUGGGUGCAAGACGAGACCCGUAGCUUAAUAGCCCUCCGCCGUGAGAUGGACAGCUUGUUCAACACCUCCAAGUCGAACAAGCACUUGUGGGAGCAGAUUUCGGCGAAGAUGAGGGAAAAAGGGUUCGAUCGGUCGCCGACGAUGUGCACCGACAAGUGGAGGAACUUGCUGAAGGAGUUCAAGAAGGCUAAGCACCAUGAUAGGGGAAGUGGGUCUGCAAAGAUGUCGUAUUACAAGGAGAUUGAGGAGAUUUUGAAGCAGAGAAGCAAGAAUCCGCACUACAAAAGCCCCACUCUCCCAAAGGUCGAUUCUUUCGUGCAAUUUUCGGAUAAAGGUAUUGAAGAUGCAAGCAUUUCUUUUGCACCUGUUGAAGCUAGUGGCAGGCCAACACUCAAUCUUGAAAGACGUUUGGAUCACGAUGGUCACCCUCUUGCCAUCACUGCAGCUGAUGCAGUUACGCCAGGUGGAGUUCCACCAUGGAAUUGGAGAGAAACCCCUGGAAAUGGUGGGGAGGGUCAAGCAUAUGGUGGUAGAGUCAUAUUAGUCACUUGGGGUGAUUAUACUAGAAGGAUUGGUAUCGAUGGCUCCGCAGAUGCCAUUAAGGAUGCAAUUAAGUCUGCUUUUAGGUUGAGAACAAAACGCUCCUUCUGGUUGGAGGAUGAAGACCAGAUAGUCCGAAGUCUUGACAGGGACAUGCCUCUCGGGAAUUACACUCUUCAUCUUGAUGAAGUCCUAAUUUCAGGGGUGGCCAUCAAAGUGUGCCUCUAUGACGAGUCGGACCACAUACCAGUGCAUACAGAGGAGAAGCUAUUCUACACGGAAGAAGAUUAUCGCGAGUUUCUGUCCCGCAGGGGGUGGUCGUGUCUGAGGGAGUUUGAUGGGUACAGAAAUAUUGAAAAUAUGGAUGAUCUUCGCCCGGGUGCAAUAUACCGCGGUAUGAGUUGAGGCUACCAGACGUCCCCUUGUAAUGUUCCCUUCUCAAUGUAGUAGUGGAUAGUUUAUGGAUCCUUUUUUUGUUCAGUGCUGCACAUUGUGUAUUAUGGUAGAUCAAAGACGAUUUUAUCUUUUGGACAGUGGCCUCUGCUGUUUGUAAUUAUAUACGUUUGAAGUUACAAACAAGUUUCUACACAUCA